Molecule: messenger RNA, 200 nt
Organism: Acaulospora morrowiae
Lineage: Eukaryota; Fungi; Glomeromycota; Glomeromycetes; Diversisporales; Acaulosporaceae
Source: the annotation of a GenBank genome assembly
AUGUCUGAAAAUUACAUUAAACGUGAAAAAAUUGGGGAAGGGACAUACGGUGUCGUUUACAGGGCGCAAGAUCAAAGAACCGGUCGCCUUGUUGCGUUAAAAAAAAUGAGACUCGAAACUUUCCAGAACGAGGGAUUACCUACAACCGCCAUAAGAGAAAUAUCCAUAUUAAAACAAAUGACGCACGAUAAUAUCGUAAA